ACGAUCUCAGAAUAACGACAUACUUUUUUUAUUAAUCUCACCGCUUCGCUCGCAACAGAUCUUGGUGUUCAUUUUUUCGAAAGCUAUCACUAUAAAAGCGUUUUGUUUCCCUUUCUCACUCAAUUCCUGACGAUCGUCUAACGAAAAUGUAUCGAAAAAUUAUUAUAACCUUCGCCCUGUUAGAGGUGGCAUUCGCCUCCUUUCUCGAUGGCGAUUUCAAGCUGCUUGAUGGUGUUAAACUUGUAGCCGUACGGGAUUCAAACAGCAUAGAAGAUGGGAGGUCGUUCGGAAACAAGCCGCUUUACAGAAUAGCGAAGUUCCUCCAGAACCACGAGUUGCAUGUUAAGUUGCCGAAUUUAAUCGAAAAAGACAAGAUCGGUCAGAUCUUCUCGGAAUCGAUGAAAAUUAUCGACGAUUCGAAUAAGGAAAAUAAUGCAACCGGACGAGGUAAGGGCGAUGGUGGGGCUAGUUCCUUGGCAUUACUAGGCCUCAUGUUCGCGAAAACUAUUGGUGCUGCUGGUAUAGGAGGUCUCGGUCUAUUGACUAUGAAGGCAUUAGCGGUAUCAGCUCUCGCUUUGAUGCUGUCAGCGAUCGUUGGAAUCAAGAAGCUUACCUCACAUGAUGACCACGACGAUCAUCAGGUCAUAUAUGCUGGUCAUCACGGUCACCACAGACGACGGCGAGACAUCAACACCCCACUACCGUACCAGGGCUGGACGGAAUACCAGAAUUAGAUUUUAUUAACUUAUUUAUUUAAUUUAUUGUAAAUAAAUAUUUAUUUUCAACAUUA
Molecule: messenger RNA, 790 nt
Organism: Vanessa tameamea
Lineage: Eukaryota; Metazoa; Arthropoda; Insecta; Lepidoptera; Nymphalidae
Exons: 3
Coding region: 147-734 (195 amino acids)
Cellular component (GO): membrane
Source: RefSeq, a predicted model, not a curated record